Molecule: messenger RNA, 3820 nt
Organism: Malania oleifera
Lineage: Eukaryota; Viridiplantae; Streptophyta; Magnoliopsida; Santalales; Ximeniaceae
Product: homeobox-leucine zipper protein MERISTEM L1-like
Exons: 12
Coding region: 1124-3310 (728 amino acids)
Biological process (GO): regulation of DNA-templated transcription
Molecular function (GO): DNA-binding transcription factor activity, RNA polymerase II-specific; DNA binding; lipid binding
Source: RefSeq, a predicted model, not a curated record
CGGUUUCCUGGUGUGGGCCUCUUCUCACUCAGCCUCACUCUGUGGAUGACCAUGCCCACUGUUCUUUAAAUUCAUCUCUCCUGAACAGCAAGAGACUCACUCACUCACAACCUUCUUCCCUCCCUUCCUUUUCUCUCCGGAGAGACCCUUCAUUCCCCUCCCUUCCCUUUCUUCCUUCCUUUUUCCCUACUGUGGUUUCCCCCUACUUAUUAAUUUACACCCACCACCAAAAAAUAAAGAGGAAAAAAAAAAAAGAAAUCGUGCACCUUUUCCCUUAUUUAAUUCUCACCUUCCUCCUAUUAACUGCAGAGUUAAUGUGCAUUUUUUCAUGGUCAGCACCUUGGUGAAUGCCCUCGCUGAACCAGUCUGUAAGUCAUAACCUCUCUUCUCUUUCUUCUCUUUCUUCUUUCUUCUUCUUCUUCUUCUUCUUAUGCUUUUCAUUUUUUUAUCCGUUAUUUUUAGAGAGAGAGAGAGAGAGAGAGAGAGAGAGAGAGAGAGAGAGAGGUGUGCGUGGGCGUUAUGAAAUCUUUGUUGUGGUGAAACUGGUGGGUCUCGGUGAAAGGCCUUUUUGCAGGAUAUUAGGGUAGCUAGGGUGGUUUUGUGUUUUAGAGAGGUGUGGUUUUUCGGGCACGUAAAAGGAGAUGGGGCAAUUAGACGUUUGGUAAAAAUAAAAAUGCCCCAAAAGCAAAUUAGUCAUUUCUGGUGUGUGAUUACUAGUAAUCAUCUCAUUAGUUUUGCCAAGAAUGAAACAGGGAAUCUUUAAAUAAAGACAAUUUCACAAGCCAGCGUCAACCUAAGUAAACCCAAAAAAAAAAAAAAAACAGAUAAGAGAGAGAGAGAGAGAGAGAGAGAGAGAGAGAGAGAGAGAGAGAGAGAAUUUAGGGUUUGGGGGAAAUGAGGUGCAUGAGGCAUAUUUGCUGCUGCUGCUGCUGCCGCCCCCGCCGGCCGGAGUGAUGCUUCCGGCGAACUAGCAAAGCACCUCCAGUGAUGUUCCAGCCUCUAGGAACUCGAUCGGUCAUCUCUCCUCAGGGCUGACUCAGCUCGGUCAGGAAAUUGAGAAGCUUGUUCAUCCAUCAUCAGCUUUCAAACAGUGCUUGCAGAAUUUAGCUAGGGCUCGUGAAAAAUGUUUCAACCGAACAUGUUCGACAGCCACCAUCACUUGCUGGACAUGGGCAACAGAACCCCUGAUAGCGAAUUGGGAAAGAUCAGGUCUGAUGACGACUAUGAGACCAAAUCCGGAACCGAGAACAUAGAUGCUCCUUCAGGCGACGACCAAGAUCCCAACCAGCGUCCCAAAAAGAAGCGCUACCAUCGCCACACCCAGCAUCAAAUCCAGGAGAUGGAAGCUUUCUUCAAGGAGUGUCCACACCCCGAUGAUAAGCAAAGAAAGGAGCUGAGCCGGGAACUAGGGCUAGAGCCUUUGCAAGUCAAAUUUUGGUUCCAAAACAAGCGAACCCAAAUGAAGGCUCAACAUGAGCGCCAAGAAAACACACAGCUAAGGACUGAAAAUGACAAGCUUCGCGCUGAGAAUAUAAGGUACAAAGAAGCCCUCGGCAAUGCAGCAUGCCCCAACUGUGGAGGCCCAGCAGCCAUCGGUGAGAUGUCCUUCGACGAGCAGCAUCUGCGAAUCGAGAAUGCUCGCUUAAGAGAGGAGAUUGAUAGGAUUUCUGGAAUAGCUGCUAAGUAUGUUGGAAAGCCAAUGGUUACUUAUCCUCAUCUUUCGCCUCAAGCACCAUCUCGCUCCCUUGAUCUCGGUGUUGGGAAUUUUGGGCCGCAGCCUGGAAGCUUGGUUGGCGAUUUGUAUGGAGCAGGCGAUCUUCUACGAUCGGUUUCGGGGCCAACGGAGGCCGAUAAGCCCAUGAUCAUCGAGCUUGCUGUGGCAGCAAUGGAGGAACUGAUCAGAAUGGCUCAAGGAGGGGAACCUUUAUGGAUGCCCAGUGCUGACAACUCUACUGAGAUUCUGAAUGAAGAUGAGUACUUGAGGACUUUCCCUAGGGGGAUUGGACCGAAACCCUUGGGGUUAAAAUCUGAAGCUUCCCGCGAUUCUGCAGUUGUCAUUAUGAAUCAUAUCAACCUUGUUGAGAUUCUCAUGGAUGUGAACCAAUGGUCAAGUGUGUUCGCCGGCAUUGUAUCAAGAGCAGUAACCCUAGAAGUCCUUUCAACUGGAGUGGCAGGAAACUACAAUGGAGCCUUGCAAGUGAUGACAGCUGAAUUCCAGGUUCCUUCACCCCUUGUUCCGACUCGGGAGAAUUAUUUUGUAAGGUACUGUAAGCAGCAUGUCGAUGGGACUUGGGCAGUGGUUGAUGUUUCUCUGGACAACUUGCGUCCCAGUCCAAUACCGAGAUGCCGAAGAAGGCCAUCUGGUUGCUUAAUUCAAGAACUGCCAAAUGGGUACUCAAAGGUUAUAUGGGUUGAACAUGUAGAAGUAGAUGAUAGAGCUGUUCACAAUUUAUAUAGAUCACUAGUGAAUUCAGGCCUUGCAUUUGGAGCAAAGCGCUGGGUGAUGACAUUGGACCGACAGUGCGAGCGCCUUGCUAGUUCGAUGGCCAGCAACAUUCCAACUGGAGAUGUUGGUGUGAUAACAAGCCCAGGAGGCAGGAAGAGUAUGCUGAAACUGGCAGAGAGAAUGGUGAUGAGCUUCUGUGCUGGUGUUGGUGCUUCCACAGCACAUACUUGGACCACAUUAUCAGGCAGUGGAGCGGAUGAUGUGAGAGUGAUGACCCGAAAGAGUAUGGAUGACCCUGGCAGGCCUCCCGGCAUUGUGCUGAGUGCUGCAACUUCCUUCUGGAUUCCAGUGCCUCCCAAGAGGGUUUUCGAUUUUCUCCGUGAUGAGAACUCACGCAGUGAGUGGGACAUCCUUUCAAACGGGGGCCUAGUCCAGGAAAUGGCACAUAUAGCCAAUGGUCGCGAUCCAGGAAACUGCGUUUCGCUUCUCCGGGUGAAUAGUGCAAAUUCAAGCCAGAGCAACAUGCUGAUACUGCAAGAGAGCUGCACUGAUUCCACCGGCUCUUAUGUAAUCUAUGCUCCUGUUGAUAUUGUGGCGAUGGAGGUGGUCUUAAACGGGGGAGAUCCGGAUUAUGUCGCACUCCUGCCUUCUGGUUUCGCCAUUCUUCCCGAUGGCCCGGUGCUCAACGGUGGAGGAAUUCUGGAGGUUGGAUCUGGUGGUUCUCUGCUGACUGUUGCAUUCCAGAUCUUGGUUGAUUCUGCUCCAACUGCAAAACUCUCGCUCGGAUCGGUGGCGACUGUUAACAGCCUCAUCAAGUGCACUGUUGAGAGGAUCAAGGCUGCCGUAAUGUGUGAGAGUGCGUGAGCACUCGAAUGUCUUAAAUAUGUGAACCAACAGAUGGGAAGAGAGGAAAAUGCAGAAGCUAGCUAGGAAGGCGGUAGGAAGGGGAUUGGCCGUUUGGUGUUUUGCUCCACUCGUUAAAGAGCAUUAGAAGAAAAGAGGAAGUCAAGAACGCACCUUGCAUGAUCCUUGCCUUGUGGUGUUUGUUUGUUAAGGCAAAAUUAAUUACAGCGGCAGUAAUUAAGAAAGCAGCAUUUCACCACACUGCAAGGGUAAUAGGUUCGGGUAUUGACUUUGCCUUAGGCAAGCGUAUAUCUAUCUAUCUAGCUAUAUAUAUAUAUAACCAUUAUAUAUAUAUAUGUAAUGGUAAAACCAAAACUUUUGUUACCAUAUGUAUGCUUCGGACUCCUCUUUUUUACCUUCCCAUUUUGUUUUAGGGUUUAGGUUUUUCCUAUGGGAUUUUCAAUUCCUUGUGUUUUCCCCCUGUUUAAGUUGCUGGAAACAUUUGGUAAUUGAGUUGAACUUUUGAACUUA